Ustilaginoidea virens is the source of this 564-nucleotide messenger RNA. RefSeq lists its product as uncharacterized. The record is from RefSeq and is a predicted model, not a curated record. The transcript has 4 exons. The coding region runs from base 1 to 564 and encodes 187 amino acids. Gene Ontology annotation, cellular component: cytosolic large ribosomal subunit; ribosome. Gene Ontology annotation, molecular function: structural constituent of ribosome. Lineage: Eukaryota; Fungi; Ascomycota; Sordariomycetes; Hypocreales; Clavicipitaceae. Gene Ontology annotation, biological process: cytoplasmic translation.
AUGGUUCGAUACGCCGCGACCGAAAUCCAGCCCUCCAAGUCGGCCCGCGCCCGCGGUGCCUACUUGCGAGUCUCCUUCAAGAACACUCGCGAGACGGCCCAGGCGAUCAACGGCUGGAAGUUGCAGCGUGCUGUUGCCUUCCUCGAAAACGUCAAGGAGCACAAGGAGGCUGUUCCCAUGCGACGAUAUGCCGGCGGCACCGGUCGCUGCGCUCAGGGCAAGCAGUUCGGUGUGUCGAAAGCUAGAUGGCCCGUCAAGUCAGCCCAGUAUCUUCUGGACUUGCUCAAGAACGCCGAGUCGAACGCUGAUGCCAAGGGCCUCGACACCGGCGCUCUGGUUGUCAAGCACAUCCAAGUUAACCAGGCUCCUAAGCAACGCCGCCGAACAUACCGUGCCCACGGUCGUAUAAACCCGUACAUGUCAAACCCCUGCCACAUCGAGCUCAUCCUGACCGAAGGCGAUGAGGUUGUCCAGAAGUCUAGCGAGGUUGUUGGUCGUGAGGAGAUCCACCUCAACUCGAGGCAGCGUGGUGCUCGUCUCCGCAAAGCCAUCACUGCUGCGUAA